This is a messenger RNA of Cyphellophora attinorum, 930 nucleotides long. Its product is annotated as Acyl-coenzyme A thioesterase 8. The coding region runs from base 1 to 930 and encodes 309 amino acids. Gene Ontology annotation, biological process: acyl-CoA metabolic process; fatty acid catabolic process. NCBI's taxonomy places the organism in Eukaryota, Fungi, Ascomycota, Eurotiomycetes, Chaetothyriales, Cyphellophoraceae. The record is from RefSeq and is a predicted model, not a curated record. Gene Ontology annotation, molecular function: fatty acyl-CoA hydrolase activity. Gene Ontology annotation, cellular component: peroxisomal matrix. The transcript has a single exon.
AUGGCAACACCCACCCUAACAUUCGAACAAUCCCUCUCCCUAACCCGCCUCUCCCCCACAACCUUCCGCCCACUCCACCCGCAAUGGACCUGGCCCAACAGCACCGUCGUCCCCGGCGGCUGCCUCAUGUCCAUGGCCGCCCAUGCAGCCUACCAGACCCUCCCUGCUGACCCCGCCUACGCCCUCGACAACCUUCACUGCCAAUUCCUUUCCGGCUCCAACCCGGACGAGCCCUAUACCAUUACCAUCCAGCCUCUGACGGAUGGCAAACGCUUUCGCGUACGCUCUGCCGUCGUCACGCAAGCGGGGCGGAAUAUCGUGAGCGUGACGAUGGCGUUCAUCAAUGCCUCACCAUGGAAGGGACCGAGCAUGAGGCAUUCGGUGCCGCGAGUGGGCAAGGAGCGGGUAAGAGAGAUCACGAUUGAUGAUCUCGAGCGGGGCAGGACUGUCAGGGGCGGGUAUAUGAAAUUUCAGCGGCUGCCGCUUGUGCACCGGGAUCCGAGGGAGGUGCACACGAGCGUGAAGCCGGUGGUUGCGCAUAUUAUUGGGCCGAUGCAGGCGGAGACAGGGACGAUUCCGCAUGUGCUGGGGUUGUUGAAUCUUUCGGAUUAUCAUGUUCUUGCUGCGCCGUCAGAUCUGCAUGGUUAUACGUUGGGGCUGCCGGCGAUUGGAGAUGCGAGUGGGAAGCCCACGGAAGCCAUGGCGAGCAUGUUCACGAGCCUAAAUCAUACGGUGCAUAUACAUUCGUAUGAUUUUCGAGCAGACGAGCUGAUGUACGUCGAGGUCACUUCGCCGUGGACGGGCGACGGGAGGGGAAUGGCGAAUUCGCGGAUAUUCAACCAGAAGGGAGACUUGAUCGCGUCGUGUGUUCAAGAGACGUAUCAUGUUUUGAAGCCCGGACAGAAGUCGUUAUUUGAGAGCAAAUUGUAG